AGAGAUAGUUAGAGUGUGGGGCAGUGGCGCUGUGUGGUCAAAAGUCUUCUUCCAGCUUAAGAAUAGAUCUGGUCCACUCAUCAUCAUCGUUACCUACGGUGGGUCCAACAGCCGUUUUUCCCGAGAAUCCGUCUUUAAUUUGCAUCAAUCAAAUCAUCGGCCAACCCACUGAAACUGCACUCUCUAAUUCCCUUCCACUGUUACAAAACUUUGCAUGCACCGCCGUCCACUCGCUGAUUGGCUACUUCUUUCUAUAAAUACUCUUUCAUUGAUUCUUCUUCUCUCAGUUCUCAGCUUCCACUCAAACUCUAACGAUAAUUCUGUAUUCUUUUAAUUCAGUAUGAAAUUUCCUAUUGGCGUGGUGAAGCCAUGCAGCAACUACAAAGACUUGGUUCUCACGAAAUGUUGCGUCACGGCCACCACCACCACCACCUCCGCCGCCGCCGCCAGUAACAUCUCUUCUCUGAAGCAGAUUAACACUAAGUCUUUAGCAGCUAAAAACCCAAAAUUCUCAUUGAGCUCAGUUGAAUAUGGCUCUCUCACUCACUCAGUCAAACUAGGAAAGAAUUGGAUGGAAUAUCAAGGAAGCAACAAUUGGGAAGGUUUGCUCGACCCACUGGACCAUAAUCUACGAACUGAAAUUCUACGUUAUGGGCAAUUCGUUGAAGCAGCUUAUCGCUCUUUCGAUUUUGACACUUCUUCUCCGACUUUUGCUAUGUGUAAACACCCCAGGAAUUCACUUUUCACACGCUCCGGAAUCGGAGAAACUGGCUAUAAAAUGACAAAGAAUCUACGAGCCACUGCUGGAGUACAGUUACCAAGCUGGGUUGAUAGAGCGCCAAGCUGGGUCUCCACACGGUCAAGCUGGAUUGGUUACGUGGCAGUUUGCCAGGACAGGGAAGAGAUUGCGAGGCUUGGAAGACGUGACGUGGUGAUUGCCUUCAGAGGAACGGCUACUUGCUUAGAAUGGCUCGAAAAUUUACGAGCCAACUUAACGGGUUUACCCGAUGAUAUGGCUCGUGAUAAUCAUGUUCCUAAAAAAUGCAGGGCCAUGGUGGAGAGCGGAUUUCUGAGUCUCUACUCUUCAAGAACAGACACGUGUCCUAGUUUACAAGAAACGGUGAGAGAAGAAAUUUUAAAGAUUAUUGAAAUGUACGGUGAUGAACCACUUAGUUUCACCAUCACCGGUCAUAGUCUGGGAGCUGCACUUGCUACACUUACAGCUUACGAUAUAAACUCAAGCUUUCCCAGUGCACAGAUGGUGACUGUUAUUUCAUUCGGAGGGCCACGUGUAGGCAACAGAAGCUUUAGAUGCCAGCUGGAAAGAAGUGGGACCAAGAUUCUUCGUAUCGUGAAUUCAGAUGAUCUCAUAACGAAAGUACCUGGAUUUGUGAUUGAUAAUAAUGAAGUGGCAAACAAGGAGGCGGUAAACGUGGCAGGAAUUCCAAACUGGUUUAAAAAGCGCGUGGAAGACACACAGUGGGUUUAUGCUGACGUGGGAAAAGAGCUGAGACUUUGCAGCAGGGAUUCUCCUUACCUCAGUAAUGUUAAUGUGGUGACUUGUCACGAGCUCAGUACGUAUCUCCACUUAGUUAAUGUAUCGUGAGUUCCACGUGUCCAUUUAGAGACUCGGCAAGAGCUUGUUUUUUUGAAUUUUAAAAAAAUUCAUACAAGUGUGUGUAUAUGAAG
This is a messenger RNA of Mangifera indica (mango), 1689 nucleotides long. RefSeq names its product phospholipase A(1) DAD1, chloroplastic-like. The coding region runs from base 341 to 1606 and encodes 421 amino acids. Lineage: Eukaryota; Viridiplantae; Streptophyta; Magnoliopsida; Sapindales; Anacardiaceae. The record is from RefSeq and is a predicted model, not a curated record. The transcript has a single exon. Gene Ontology annotation, molecular function: glycerophospholipase activity. Gene Ontology annotation, biological process: lipid metabolic process.